CAGAGAAAAAAGAAGAAAGGAAGGAAAAAAAAAAAAAAAACCAAUAGAAAAAGAAGUAAAAAAAAAAAAAACAAUUCUCUUCCCUUUCUUCUUUCUCUGUUUCCUCAACAUUGGAUUGAAUCGGUUCAUAAUUGAAUUGCAAAUUAGAGGAGUUUCGUUGACUGGUGGUGGUGUCCAAUGGCGUCGGGUCUCCUCCGCCUUGUGUUAUUGGUAUCUCUGAUUGCUCUGUCUUUGGCCCGUGGUGGAAACGACAUGGUUUUGGACACCGAUUCCACCCCAAAAACUCCCUCCUGUAACAACCCUUACCUAAUGGCAAAGGUUAGGAAUUGGGUUAAUGGCCGUGAAGCCGAAACUUUUGAAGGGGCUGGUGCAAAAUUUGGGGCUUUAUUGCCUUCCGAAAAAGAAAACGCCGUCAAAUUGCCUGUUGUUAUCUCCAAUCCCUUGAAUGGCUGUAACGCAUCAUCUUCAAAGUUAUCUGGCGCUAUUGCCUUGUCUGCCCGUGGCGAUUGUGAGUUCUCCGUAAAGGCAAAAGUUGCACAGUCUGGAGGUGCUAAAGCGCUGGUGGUGAUAAAUGACGACGAAGGUCUUGCCAAGAUGGCUUGUCCUGAGGAUAGCACUUCUUUGAACAUUUCGAUUUUUGUUGUGAUGAUUCCAAAGUCAAAUGGAGAAGCUCUCAAGAAAUCUAUUCAAGAUGGAAAGAAAGUGGAGCUUCUAUUAUAUUCCCCCAAGCGUCCAGUGGUGGACUUCUCAGUUGUGUUCUUGUGGCUAAUGGCUGUGGGAACAAUAAUAGUUGCCUCAUUUUGGUCAAAGAUUACCGCUCCUGAGAAGUCUGAUGAGCGCUAUAAUGAACUGGCAGAAAAGGAAUCUAAUACUGGAACAGCGAAAGAUGAUUCUGAGGACGAAGUCAUGAAUCUUAGCGUGAAGGGUGCUGUGUGUUUUGUCAUAACAGCAUCCGUUUUUCUGUUGCUACUAUAUUUCUUUAUGUCUACGUGGUUUGUCUGGGUGCUGAUCGUACUUUUCUGCGUUGGCGGUAUUGAGGGAAUGCAUAAUUGUCUAUUAAGCCUGAUUUUGAGAAAAUGGAGAAGUGGUGGACAGAAGACAAUAACUUUGCCUCUCCUGGAUGAGGUGUCGAUUCUCUCACUUGUUGUGCUGGCUUUGUGUGUGGGGUUUGCAGUUUUCUGGGUUGUAACACGACGGGCAUCAUAUUCGUGGGUUGGCCAAGAUGUUCUUGGUAUCUGCUUGAUGAUAACAGUCUUGCAAAUUGCUCGAUUACCUAAUAUCAAGGUUGCUACCGUACUACUUUGUUGUGCAUUUGUCUACGACAUCUUUUGGGUAUUCCUGUCACCCUUAAUGUUCAAAGAUAGCGUCAUGGUUGUGGUUGCCAAAGGUGACAAUAGUGGUGAAGGCCUACCAAUGCUCUUGAGAAUCCCUCGCUUUUUUGACCCCUGGGGUGGUCAGAACAUGCUUGGCUUUGGGGAUGUUCUGUUUCCGGGUUUGCUUAUUGUAUUUUCUUACAGGUUUGACAAAGAAAAUAAGAAGCGUGGAAUUAGCGGAUAUUUCCUUUGGUUGGUAAUUGGCUAUGGAAUCGGACUUGGUUUUACGUACCUGGGUUUAUAUCUCAUGAACGGGAAUGGUCAGCCUGCUCUCCUAUAUCUUGUUCCAUGUACACUAGGUGUUACGGUGUUUUUGGGACUGAUAAGGCGUGAGCUAAAACAACUUUGGGAGUAUGGCACGGAGCCAGAGGUAUCGCGAAGUACCGUUGAGCCUGCUGUAGAAGGCACUAGAGCAGUCUGACUGCCCCAUCUCUUCAUAUGAUUGGAGUUGAUGCUGAUCUUCAUAAGGCUUAUGGUGUAAAGAGAUUCAUUUGUUUCUUUUGUACAAGAAUAUGUGCUCAACAUGUGCAGAGAAUACAGUGGUAAAGGGCAGUGCUAGCUUUUAACAUUUCAAGUAUAUCACUUUGCCAUUUGCUGUACUCAUGUAUGUAUAUUAUCCUUUUUUUUUAUAUAAAUAAUUUAAUGGCCAAGACUCAGUUAUUCCUAGUAA
Molecule: messenger RNA, 2043 nt
Organism: Prunus dulcis (almond)
Lineage: Eukaryota; Viridiplantae; Streptophyta; Magnoliopsida; Rosales; Rosaceae
Product: signal peptide peptidase-like 3
Exons: 14
Coding region: 178-1794 (538 amino acids)
Biological process (GO): membrane protein proteolysis
Cellular component (GO): Golgi-associated vesicle membrane; cytoplasmic side of endoplasmic reticulum membrane; lumenal side of endoplasmic reticulum membrane
Molecular function (GO): aspartic endopeptidase activity, intramembrane cleaving
Source: RefSeq, a predicted model, not a curated record